AUGCUUGAAAGAGAGCCACAGAAAGAGACACUGCCCCCUGCCUUUAUCCCUGUGGACGUGAGGCCUGAACUGCUGCCCACGGCAUGGCACAAGCCUACCGAGGAAGUCUACGCAGAGAAGGGGAGAUGCAAACCCCUCCACCACCUCUACCAUCACAACCUACUCCUUCACCACCACCUCCACCACUUCUACCCUUACAAACACCCACCACCAUCACCUCCACCACCAACACCUCCACGUCCACCACCUCCACCACCACAACCUACUCCUUCACUACCACCUCCACCACUUCCACCUCUACAACCACCACCUCCACCACCUCCACCACUACCUCCACCACCUCUACCACCACAACCUACUCCUUCACCACCACCUCCACCACUUCCACCUCUACAACCACCACCUCCACCUCCACCUUCACCACCUCCACUACUACCUCCACCACCACCACCUCCACCACCUCCACCACCUCCACCACUACCUCCACCACCACAACCUACUCCUUCACCACCACCUCCACCACUUCCACCUCUACAACCACCACCUCCACCUCCACCACUACCUCCACUACUACCUCCACCACCACCACCUCCAUCACCUCCACCGCCAUCACCUCCACCACCACCACCUCCACUUUCACCACCACUACCUCUACCACCACCACCUCCACCACUACCUCUACCACCUCCACCACUUCCACCUCCACCUUCACCACUGCUACCUCCACCACCACCACCUCUACAACCACCACCUCCACCUCCACAACCACCACCUCCACCUUCACAUUCACCACCACCUCCACCACCACCACCUCAGCCACUACCUCUACCACCACCUCCACCACUUCCACGGCCACCACCACCUCCACCGCCACCACCACCUCCACCACUACCUCUGCCACCACCACCUCCGCCACCACCACCUCCACCACCACCACCUCCACCUUCACCACCUCCACUACUACCUCCAUCACCGCCACCUCCAUCACCUCCACCGCCAUCACCUCCACCACCACCACCUCCACUUUCACCACCACUACCUCUACCACCACCACCUCCACCACUACCUCUACCACCUCCACCACUUCCACCUCCACCUUCACCACUGCUACCUCCACCACCACCACCUCUACAACCACCACCUCCACCUCCACAACCACCACCUCCACCUUCACAUUCACCACCACCUCCACCACCACCACCUCAGCCACUACCUCUACCACCACCUCCACCACUUCCACGGCCACCACCACCUCCACCGCCACCACCACCUCCACCACUACCUCUGCCACCACCACCUCCGCCACCACCACCUCCACCACCACCACCUCCACCUUCACCACCUCCACUACUACCUCCAUCACCGCCACCUCCAUCACCUCCACCGCCAUCACCUCCACCACCACCACCUCCACUUUCACCACCACUACCUCUACCACCACCACCUCCACCACCUCCACCACAACCACCUCCACUACUUCCACCUCCACCUUCACCACUGCUACCUCCACCACCACCACCUCUACAAUCACCACCUCCACCUCCACAACCACCACCUCCACCUUCACCUUCACCACCACCUCCACCACCACCACCUCCACCACUACAUCUACCACCACCUCCACCACUUCCACCACCACCACCACCUCCACCAUUACCUCCACCACCACCACCUCUGCCACCACCACCUCUACCACCACCACCUCCACCUCCUGUACCACCACCUCCACCACCACCUCCACCACUUCCACCACCUACACCACCACCUCCACCACCACCAGCACCACCUCCACCACCACCAGAACCACCACCACCUCCACCACCACCACCAGAACCACCACCACCUCCACCACCACCACCAGCACCACCAGCACCACCACCACCACCACCACCUCCACCACCUCCACCACUACCUCCGCCACCACCACCUCCACCACCACCACCUCCUUCACCACCACCUCUACAACCACCACCUCCACCUCCACUUUCAUCACCACUACCUCCACCACCACCUCCUGUACCACCACUUCCUGUGCCACCACCUCCACCUCCAUUACCACUACCACCACCACCUCUACCUCCACCACCAUAA
Symphalangus syndactylus (siamang) is the source of this 2091-nucleotide messenger RNA. RefSeq names its product basic proline-rich protein-like. The record is from RefSeq and is a predicted model, not a curated record. NCBI's taxonomy places the organism in Eukaryota, Metazoa, Chordata, Mammalia, Primates, Hylobatidae.